AUCCAAGUUAAUGGCUUAUCCGUGUGGUUUAUGUUGGGCUGAGCAAACGGUCAUUACCUGUUGAAGAUAAAGAAGGAAGAUUGUGUUGUGUUAGCAUUCUCAAGUCAACUCAAUACUAUGAUGUCGUUGAUAGUUACUUCAUCACCACUCCGUGUCCCCUUCCAUUCUCACAAGCUGUGUUGGUCAAAAACAUUAUCCAAACAGGUCCCUGCAUUUCUUCUCCCUACCCAUACAAGCUCUUUUUCUGUUUCUGAAAGGGGUCUUCGUUCACUUUGCUUCUUCAACUCUGGAGAUAACUCUCAAGCAAAGGAAUCUGGAUUGGAAUGGCCUAUUCUCCGCCGAUGGGAAGUGCCUUGGCAAUGGCAAACAGUUCCACUAACCUCUCUUGCUUGUGCAUUGGGUUUUGUGUUGACAGGUUUGGUUGAGGCAACAGCUGUGCCAUAUCUAGGGAUUCAAUUUGAUGAGCUAACUUUAGAUGAGAAGGCAGGUAUACUUUUUGUGGAUCAGAGCCUUACAACUGCUGUUGUACUUGGAGUUCUCUAUGGUAUUGCCAAUGCGUACCAGCCACUCCCAGAAGACUUCUUCAAAUAUGAUUGGAGAGAACCUUUCAAUUUUGAGAAGGGGUGGCUUUUGUGGGCAGGAGUAGGACUUGCUGGUGCCCUAAUUGCCAUUGCAGUGACAGGAGCUGCCAUGUCUUUCUUUAGUGGAGAAACCCCAGAAAGAGGGAAUGACACUCUGGUUACCUUGCUCCCAUUAAUUGGUUCUUCAAAUGUCAGCACUGCUUGCUUGGUGGGCAUCACUGGUGUUCUUGCUCCGCUUCUUGAGGAAACUGUAUUUCAAGGCUUUUUCAUGGCUUCCUUGACCAAGUGGGUUCCCACACCAGUAGCUGUCAUCAUUAGUGCUGCUGUAUUUGCUCUCGCUCACCUUGCUCCAGGAGAAUUUCCGCAACUGUUUGUUUUAGGGACUGUUUUGGGGAUUUCAUAUGCUCAAACUCACAACCUUCUUACUCCCAUCACUAUUCAUGCUUUCUGGAACUCAGGAAUUAUAUUACUUCUUACUUUUCUUCAGCUUCAAGGUUAUGAUAUCAAAGAGUUGUUGCAGACAACCUGAUGGGAACAUAUUCACUCCUUUGCACAGAUCUGGAGCAUGUAAAGAUUCAUAUCUUUGCCCAACUUUGCUCACUUUUCCUUUUGUAAAAUAUAGUGAGGAUGUUAAAUUGAUAUUUGAUCAUGGAAAAUAAAAUAUGCGAUGAACUUUAUGAUGUUUUAAGCAGAAUUUGAUCUAGUACAAGUUUCUUUAUACCAUGAAAAAACGUGCAUGUUUAGUUCAG
Messenger RNA from Abrus precatorius (Indian licorice), 1330 nucleotides. RefSeq lists its product as uncharacterized. NCBI's taxonomy places the organism in Eukaryota, Viridiplantae, Streptophyta, Magnoliopsida, Fabales, Fabaceae. Gene Ontology annotation, cellular component: membrane. Gene Ontology annotation, molecular function: metalloendopeptidase activity. Gene Ontology annotation, biological process: CAAX-box protein processing. Bases 118 to 1110 code for a protein of 330 amino acids. The transcript is spliced from 10 exons. The record is from RefSeq and is a predicted model, not a curated record.